Molecule: messenger RNA, 687 nt
Organism: Oldenlandia corymbosa var. corymbosa
Lineage: Eukaryota; Viridiplantae; Streptophyta; Magnoliopsida; Gentianales; Rubiaceae
Source: the annotation of a GenBank genome assembly
AUGACCAAGAGUAAAUUUGGCAAGGGUGGCAAAUCUAUUCACCGAGGUGCACAAGCUACUCAUGGAAGAAGGAGAGAUUCACCCCAAGACACUCUAGAGAUAUCACAUAAAGAGACGAAUGAUAUUCCAUGUUCAAGAUCAACAAUAGACAAGAAUCAAUACCAAUCACAUGAACGAGUGGAAGAAGAAAGUUUUAUGUCUCAUGAUGCAAGAGAAACAAAUGAUAUUGUUCACCGCUCAGGUUCUCGGACAAAUAAUGAGAACUCUCAACCGCAUAUUAAGGAUGCUAGACCAGAGAUUAAGGUGUACAAGGGAAAGAAGUUAGAGAUGGUCGACCGCCAACAGCACACGAGUUAUUCUUGCACUCGCACACGAAAAAGCAUGAUCAAAAGACAUUUGUUGAUGGACAAUGUGGUACAAUUGACUAAAAGACUCAAGGCAAACCAUGAAUCUGUGGAAGAGUCACGAUACAAGAAAACCAUACUUGGCUUAUGUGGACAUCUUGGCUUCUCAACUGAGAGCGUGCAAAUUAAAGGUAAGCAAAGUGUUGAAUUGGAGAAUUAUACUUCAGAUAGUAGUGAUGAUGAUGAUGAAAGCCGAUCACAAGAAGGUUCUAUGGAUUAUGGCGAUGAGGAAGAUAGCGAGUCAGAUAGCAGUUCGAUGGAUUCGGGAAAUGAAGAUUUCUAA